Molecule: messenger RNA, 566 nt
Organism: Staurois parvus
Lineage: Eukaryota; Metazoa; Chordata; Amphibia; Anura; Ranidae
Source: the annotation of a GenBank genome assembly
AUGACCCCCGGUGCCCAGUCCACCCCUGUCCCUCCGAGGAUGGCACCCUGCAGUACAGUAUGAUAUUGGAGCACCUGGUGGGGGAGAAGAGGAGACCGAGGGAGGUGAUCCCGGGGGGCCUCGGAGGGGUCCCCACCCCCAUCAAAUCCGAUGAGCAGAAGAUGAUGGAGCGAGUGAUGGAGAGCUGUGCCUUCAAAGCGGCCCUGGCCUGUGUGGGAGGUUUUGUCCUGGGUGGGGCCUUUGGCGUGUUCACUGCCGGCAUCGACACCAACGUAGGUUUUGAUCCUAAGGAUCCUUAUCGCACACCUACUGCUAAAGAGGUGUUGAAAGACAUGGGACAGAGGGGAAUGUCCUACGCCAAAAACUUUGCAAUAGUGGGUGCUAUGUUCUCCUGCACAGAGUGUCUAGUAGAAUCGUAUCGAGGGAAAUCUGACUGGAAGAACAGUGUGAUCAGUGGCUGUAUAACAGGGGGUGCAAUUGGCUUCAGAGCUGGACUGAAAGCUGGCGCUAUUGGAUGUGGAGGAUUUGCUGCUUUUUCUGCCGUCAUAGACUACUAUCUGCGAUAG